GAUUUGAGAAAGUAGAAAAUGAAAAGUUUCUAGAGACAUAUAAUAAUCAUGAAUGGAUAGUUAUUGAACCAUAUCCAAGAUGGAUAUCUCAGAAUAAAGAAUUAGUACAACUCAUGGAAAGUGAUAAGACAUGGGAUAAAAUAUUACAACCAUAUCUUUAUAAUGAAUCAUAUCAUGAAAUAAUUCAUGUAUUAAAAAUACUUAUUAAAAAGGAAAUUGAAUCAUUUAAAAAAGAAUUAAGAGAAGUACCAGAAAUUACAAAAAUUACAGAAAUUACAGAAGAACAUCUUGUUAAAGUAAAAGAAUUCAUGAUACAACAAGAA
Molecule: messenger RNA, 323 nt
Organism: Acaulospora colombiana
Lineage: Eukaryota; Fungi; Glomeromycota; Glomeromycetes; Diversisporales; Acaulosporaceae
Source: the annotation of a GenBank genome assembly